Messenger RNA from Staurois parvus, 326 nucleotides. The record is from the annotation of a GenBank genome assembly. Lineage: Eukaryota; Metazoa; Chordata; Amphibia; Anura; Ranidae.
GAGUACGGAGUAGUGGCCAUUGGUUGGGAUGAGUACGGAGUAGUGGCCAUUGGUUGGGAAGAGUACGGAGUAGUGGCCAUUGGUUGGGAAGAGUACGGAGUAGUGGCCAUUGGUUGGGAUGAGUACGGAGUAGUGACCAUUUGGUUGGGAUGAGUACGGAGUAGUGGUCAUUGGUUGGGAUGAGUACGGAGUAGUGGCCAUUGGUUGGGAUUAGUACGGAUGGCCAUUGGUUGGGAUGAGUACGGAGUAGUGGCCAUUGGUUGGGAUGAGUACGGAGUAGUGGCCAUUGGUUGGGAUGAGUACGGAGUAGUGGCCAUUGGUUGGGA